AUGGUAUCCGGUCUCGAGCCGUUGGCCACGACGGCUCUGAUCUUCGGAGGGUGUUGUACCAAUGUCUUUGCGCUUGAGAACAUUGUCAAGUAUGCACCCCCUCUGCACUGACUGAAACAUUGCAAGCGCUAAUGCUGUGCUGCAGGCUCGAGGCGAGCAGUGGUAUGUUCUGAUCGAUGCCGGACGCAAAGGCCGCAUCCCUAAUCGUCAUGGCCUGCAGGUCUCAUCAUCACCUUCUUUCAAUUCGUGUUGACGACUGGCUUCGCGUACUUCACGCAAUUUGAGCCCGGCUCGCCACUCGCGGUCAAGAAAUCCAAAGUGCCGUUUCCAAGAUGGGCCUUCAUCGCGUUCAUGUUCUUCAGCAUCAACAUGUUGAACAAUUGGGCCUUUGCAUACGACAUUAGUGUGCCCGUGCACAUCAUUCUUCGCAGCUUUGGCAGCGUCACAACCAUGAUCGCUGGCGUUCUCCGUGGUAAACGUUACAGCGUGUUGCAAGUCUUCAGCGUUGUGCUCCUCACUGUGGGCGUGCUCGUCAGUGCGUGGGCCGAUUCAGAGAGUAAAGUGAGUCCUUUGGAAACCCUCAAAGCGCCACAUCCUAUACUGAUUUCUCUUGCAGGGCAAAUCGAUGUCUGUCGAGACCGGUGGGUCCACGUCGGAAUUCACGAAAGGCCUUGCGAUACUGCUCGUCGCUCAGUUCAUGGGUGCGUAUCAAGGAGCAUACACAGAGGACACGUACGCCAUGUACAAAGCGAGUUGGACGGAGAAUCUGUUCUAUUCGCAUCUCUUCAGCCUGCCGCUCUUUCUGCCUCUGUCUGCAGUGCUGCAGGAUCAAUACAGGAAGCUCGCAGCAACGCCAUACGUCAACGUACGACAGUACCUCCUCGGCGCCCUGCCAGAUGAGCGCACCGGCGCGGCAGCCACCGGCAAGGCACUUGAGUCACUCAGAGUGUAUCCUGAAACAAUGCCGAAAGGAAUCUUGUUCCUGUUGACGAAUGCGGUCACACAGCUCGCCUGCAUAUCUGGGGUCAAUCUGUUAUCUGCCAAGUCUUCAGCUGUUACAGUGACGAUAGUGUUGAACGUCCGCAAGCUGGUGUCCUUCAUGCUCAGCACCCUGAUCUUUGGUCACCAGCUCAGCGGCAAAAUGAUUUUGGGCUCCGCGCUUGUGUUCGGUAGCGGCGCGCUGUACGGGUGGGAGACGAGUUGGAGGCUGCCAAGGGAAAGACAGGCAAGGGCGAAAGCCGAGGGAUCAUCAUCAGCCUCGAAGGAGAAGUAA
Molecule: messenger RNA, 1273 nt
Organism: Lecanosticta acicola
Lineage: Eukaryota; Fungi; Ascomycota; Dothideomycetes; Mycosphaerellales; Mycosphaerellaceae
Source: the annotation of a GenBank genome assembly